AUGAAGAUAUGUCUACACUAUCUCGGUGACCCUGGAUAUCAACAAGGUAUUGGUCAGGAACUUAGUGUUAGUCAAGCAACGGUAUCUCGGAUGGUGGAUAGAGUUGUGAACAGCAUAGUUGCACAGUGGAUCAAGUUUCCAACUACCAACCAUGAACUGAUGGAGGCCAAGCGGAUAUGGCAAAGCAUGUAUAAAUUUCCGACAGCAAUUGGUGUAAUUGAUUGUACACAUAUAGGAAUCCUGAAACCAAAUCGCCAUGGAGAUGAGUAUAUCAACCGAAAAGAGAAACCUACUUUAAAUGUGCAAGCCACUUGUGAUGCCAGAGAGAUAUUCACAAGUUUUGAUGUCAGUUGGGCUGGAUUAGUGCAUGAUUCCAGAAUAUAG
This is a messenger RNA of Acanthoscelides obtectus, 384 nucleotides long. NCBI's taxonomy places the organism in Eukaryota, Metazoa, Arthropoda, Insecta, Coleoptera, Chrysomelidae. The record is from the annotation of a GenBank genome assembly.